AACUCCUCCUCUGACGUCAGCUACCUGCUUCUCCCUCCUUCCACAAACUACAAGAGGGGAGAGCGCGGAUCGAAUCCCUAGCAAUAUCAGGGGUGUGGGAAACGAAGGAAGGAGAGUCCUCUGUGCUUGUGCAUCCAAGUCGCCUCCUAUCUGUUCGCAUCCCGUCCCCCGCGAAACCCACCGCUCUCAGAAACCUGGCAGUGAAGAACAAUUUGAUCCUAAUUCUAAAUUCAACACACUCUCUUGGCUUCAGCACACUGGUGCACAAAAUUCAUGGCUUCAGAGACAGGGAGGAAGCUCUUGCAGAUUGAUGUGAGCUCAGAUACAGUGUGCCCUUGGUGUUUUGUUGGUAAAAAGAACCUCGAGAGAGCAAUGGAGCAAACCAAGGACAAGUAUAAUUUUGAGGUCCGUUGGCAUCCAUUCUUUCUGAACCCUGAUGCGCCUAAGGAAGGCAUCAGGAAAUCUGACUUCUACAAGAUGAAAUUCGGCCCUGUUCAAUUUGAGCGUGCAACAUCUCGCAUGACAGAGAUAUUUCGAGGACUUGGACUUGAAUAUGACAUGUCAGGGUUGACUGGGAAUACGAUGGAUAGCCAUAGGCUCAUAACACUUGCUGAACAUCAAGGCUAUGACAAGCAAAAUGCUCUUGUGGAAGAAUUAUUCCAGAGUUACUUUUGCCAAGGAAAGUAUAUCGGUGACAAGCAGGUUUUGCUGGAUGUUGCAAGAAAGGUGGGCAUAGAAGGGGCAGAAGAGCUGCUUGAAGACCCUAGCAGAGGAGUCGAUGAGGUUCAGGAAGAACUCAACAAGUACUCAUCUGCCAUUUCCGGGGUCCCUCACUUUGUGAUCAAUGGAAAAUAUCAACUCAGUGGUGGCCAGCCUCCAAGUGUAUUCAUGAGGGCGUUUGAGAUGGCUGCAAAAGAUAAAGCUUAAGUCUAAGGAACUCCUAGUAUGCUUGUGUAUGUUUGAAGGGAUAAAAAUUGGACUCCAGAAUUUAACAAUAAAGUUGGAGUACAAUUACUAGCUGAUUGUGAAAGAACAUGUGGAAUUAUUUGUAUUUCCAUAAUUUUGAUGUGGUGAUAAUUAGUGGUGAACAUAUUUGAAUAAAUUUUUUAGGUGAUAGGAUAUGGCAGCUGGGUCAGAAUGUCGCAAAAGUUGAAUCUACUCUAUAUUCAUAUUUGAUGGGAAUGGGAUACUCUGA
Molecule: messenger RNA, 1195 nt
Organism: Panicum hallii
Lineage: Eukaryota; Viridiplantae; Streptophyta; Magnoliopsida; Poales; Poaceae
Exons: 9
Coding region: 274-927 (217 amino acids)
Molecular function (GO): oxidoreductase activity
Source: RefSeq, a predicted model, not a curated record